GAAGUAAAUCAAGCAAUUUCCGUGAGAAUGAUUUGACUGGUAUUAGGUACGAAACACAGUCUGUCAGUCUGUCAGUCUCUCACUCUCUCUCACUCUCUCUCACUCUCACACACACACACUCUCUCUCUCUCUCCCCCUUACGUACACAGCAGACAACAGACAACAAACAGCAGACACGGCACAGCGGGCACACGGCAGACACCAACAACACGCACAACCCAACAUUCAAUACGAAAUCAUUUCUAUUCAGGGUUCAACGUUGCCCAGCCUUAUGAAAAAUCCACCGCUUUUCUUGAUAAAAUUGCCCUGAGUACGGGGGGUGUGGGUUACCCAAACGCUAGGUUGGAAAGAUUAUAGCGCCAAGUCCCUGAAGGAUCCAGCGUUGUUCGUGGUUAGUAGGCGACCCAAAGCCAGGUUCAGGCCAGGUUCAGGCCAGGUUGAGCCCAUCUUUACACAGGAGAUGCCCCAGCUGACACCCGGUCCAGUAUGCAAUAGAUAAAUUGGCGAUUGAGUGAGCAUCGAGAGAGAAGCACGAGGGCGGACGUGGCUAAGAGAGAAGAGAGAAGAAAGAAAGAAAGAAGAACGAAGAGAGAAGAAAGAAGAAUUAAGGGAUCAGAAGUCAGAAGUCAGAAGUCAGAAGUCGGAAAUCGGAAAUCGGAAAUCGGAACCAGAACGCGACCACUUCAACCAGUUACGGAAUUCCCAUACGGAUACGAUACGAUACGAUACUUGCGAUACUAUCCAUCCUAUCCAUCCUAUCCAUACCAUCCUAUCCAUAUCAUCCUAUCCUAUCCAUACACCUCUCUACCGGCACAUGCUCCUCUCCUCAACCUUACCUCCUACCUUCAUCUCGACGCACCAACAAUACUCGGGGGGAAAGAUUCCUCCCUUCUCUUCUAUUUUCCUUAUCCUGUCCUAUCCUGUCCUAUCACAUCGCCAUCACAUCACAUCACAUCUAUCGAUCGACCGACAUCUCUCCCUCUCCUCUCCCUCUCACCCUCUCCCCCUCUCCCUCUCCCUCUAAGUCCUUCCUCAUCCCUCCCAUCCACAUCCACACCCACGCCCACAUCCACCUCUCCACCCUCCAACAAAUCCAUCCGACCUUCCGCAAACCCUAAAUCCGUAUUCAAGAAAAGAGGAAAAAGGGAAUCCAAUCCUUCGUUGUUCGACCUCCUAUCGAGCCGUCUGCCAAUAGACUCCUGCAACUCACGCUCGUUCGCCCUUCCCUCUAUUUAUCGGCUCCCUGGCACGACCGUCACUUUUUUAUCGUCCGCGAUCGUUUCUAGAAUCCCUACGGAACUUCCACACCCACCUCGAAAAGAUCUCAACGCCACACUCUUAACGUUUCACCAUUGGCUCACACCUUAUUCAUACACAUAACGAACCAAAACACAACAGACGGCCAUUGAUUCAUUUUUUUUUACUCAUCCGUCCAUUUAUCUGAUAGACUAGCAUAUCCCCAGCCUCCAUCAAUACCCAAUACUCUCUUCUGCUGAGACCCCCGCUCGCAGUGCAUGAAUUGAUUCAACCUUUGGUCCUCGUUCUUUUUUCAUUCCGCGACAGAUUAAAGUCACUCGCUCCUUGGCUCCUGCUAAGGAGCCUCGAACACCGCCGAAGUGGCUUUCAGCAAAGACUCUCGAAAGUCCCUGCUUUCUCUUGGUCAGGGACCAUAUGAACAGGACGCUGGAGGUUAUUUUCAUCGUGAAGGACUCGCUUCAGGACCCGACGCGACAUCGUCGACGAGAAAAGAGAAGAUGUAUCUUCCAAACACCACAUGGACAUGGGCGUUCAUGAUUUCCGCAACUCUACAGGCCGCUGCGGUUUUAGCAAUUGAAUCAUAUGUGUUCGCAAAAUUUCAAACAAGUUUGGUUAAAGGCAAAGAACAAAUCGCUCUCGAUCGAACAAUCCCAACCUACCUCACCCUAUUUAUUUUCGGUUUCCUUUAUCAAGUUGUCCUGGUAUACGACUCGUUACGACUCAAAAAUACAAUUCAGGUCAUCGGUCUUUGCAUGUACAAUGGCGGAAUGCUAAUAUAUGCCUCCAUUCAAUACGAUCAAAUUCAAACGGCGAUUGAAUCUUUGGGUGACCUUGGUUAUGUGGAUGCGCACGCAAAUGUCUGGCCGGAUGUGCAAGGACUUUUGGUCGCCGUGCCAUGUAUUAUCGCUUUCUUCUCCAUCUUGAUGUCAUUCAUAGCUUGGAAACUUUAUGACGAAUUUGCCUGGACCAUUUACAAACACAUUAGCGCUGAUUUGCGUAUGAAACGCAGAUUCUUGACCUACCAAAUUUACAUUGCCUUGUUGAAAUUCGAUUUCUUCUUCUUCUUGGGAUUCACGGUUCAAUUUCUAGUUAUCGUUACUGGUGUACAAGAUUUCGAAUUCGGUUUGACCAUAGCCGCCAUUCCCGUUACCAUCUUCAUUUUAUUCAUGGCCGCCUUCUGGACUCGACGUGAAAAUAAACCAGGCAUGCUCUCAGCUAUCUUCAUCUUCCAUUGUGGUCUGGCCUACUUUAUCUUCAAACUUGCUCGAAUGUACCAACCGGCCAAAGCUGCAGACUAUAUGCCAGUGCGUAAGAAUUUGACAAGUUUCGCCGUCAUCACAAUCAUUCUGAUUAUCCUCACAAUCGUGAACGCUUCGUUAUGCACGGCAAACUUCAACAAAGGUCUAAAGCCACAUCUGAGGAAACGCAAGAUUGGUGGUGAAGAGGAGAAGAUUGAUCACAUGACUGAAUUGCCGGAUCUCAAUCAUUCUCACAAGCAAACGAAUCGGAUGACGAUAGAUUAAACCAACAAAAAACUUGUGGAUAACAAAAGCGGCAUGCAACUUCAAGACAUCGGGUUACAUAUUUCAGAAUUGGAUCAAGGUUGUUUUGGAUGGAAUGUGCACUGGGACGACUAUGACAUUGGGUUUUUUCUUUUUCUUUCUUGUCACUUUUUCUUUAUUCCCUUUUUUUUUCUUUUUUCAUGCGAUUUUUAUUGCGAUAGCCCUUUUUGAGCGAAGAUAUUUAAGCUUGCCUUGUCUUGGUCAAUACGGCUGGUAGGCAGGUAAAGGCAUUGGAGGAAACGAAACCUCACUUCAUACCCGGAAUCGAUGGAUAUUGGUUGGUUGGCGUUAGAAGGGGCGUAACAUGUGAUUUUUUAUGUUAGGAAUGGCGCAAGUAUUUGCAAGGCAAGAUUCAGAUCGAAUCAUGUCAUGGUUGGAUGAUUGGUCUCUAGGACUAUUAUUCUGAAUUGGAUCGACUUGCUGAGCAGGAAAAUCCUAUUUGAAAGAGAGAAGGAAACAGAGAGAGCACAGUAGCAUAGCACUAAGUAGCUUGCGAUGUGACGUUUGCAGAUGAAAGCGCUAGCAAAGCGAAAGAGAUCUUUAUGGAUAUAAAGGGGGAAGGAAGUGGGGAAGUGAAUGCAAAUUAUGGUCUUCAAUAUACGUCUAAUGA
Molecule: messenger RNA, 3429 nt
Organism: Botrytis cinerea B05.10
Lineage: Eukaryota; Fungi; Ascomycota; Leotiomycetes; Helotiales; Sclerotiniaceae
Exons: 3
Coding region: 1755-2780 (341 amino acids)
Cellular component (GO): Golgi apparatus
Source: RefSeq, a predicted model, not a curated record